Molecule: messenger RNA, 1113 nt
Organism: Mucor mucedo
Lineage: Eukaryota; Fungi; Mucoromycota; Mucoromycetes; Mucorales; Mucoraceae
Exons: 2
Coding region: 1-1113 (370 amino acids)
Source: RefSeq, a predicted model, not a curated record
AUGCUUUCCACUAUACCCGUAGAAAUUAUACGAGAAAUAUUUUGCAGCCUAUCGUUACAACAUAAACAUGGUUGCCUAGGACCCUGUAUGUGUUGGCAAUUGGAUCUUUUGAGCGUUUCCAUGGUAUCGAGAUCUUGGUACGCGAUCGCCGUAGAGUUUGUCAAACAUGAGGAUCCUUGGUUACCACUACUAAACUACGCCAGUCAUCAGCGGAACUACCCUUUUCGCUCUCGUCUCGUCAAACUUCUGGGCGAGUCCAAACUGUCCAAUCUCAUCUUUCAUCAUGCAGUGCGUCACCUCGUGAUUGAUUUUGCGUCAUUUGACACCAUACGCCGAGAAAAAUCCAGAAACAACGUUAUGGUCAAAAGAAAAGUUCAUCAUCGUCAUGCAUUAACGGACGUAGUGCAGUUACUGGAAUUAUGUACAAAUAUGGAAAGAUUAGAUAUCAUUUGUGAUGCAGGAUUUGUGAAUUUGCUCUCGGGAGAACACAAUUGUGUGUCAUCCAGUAUAUCGGCGCUUCAACAGCAAUUGGAAAGGAAAGGUAUAAAACGGUUGGAUUUGAUUGGAUUCAAUCCGAUCCAGCGGUGUCCGUGUUGUGCGGGUAGACAUUGGGAUAAAUACUUGGCCCCCUUAAUCAGUUGCCUCUGUUUGGAUACGUUGGUUCUGCAGCAUGUUUUACCGUCUGCCCAAGUGUUUCAGACGCUGGCUCUACAAACGAAUAUCAGGAAAAUCGUGCUGCAUAGGUCCUUGAUCACGAUCCCUAAUACACUUGUGGAUAAACAGGGACGCACCAACUCCAUUAGUAGAAUACCAGCUUCCUUAUGGCAUCAGAUUACUUCGCUGGCUAUCUAUGAAGAUAUGGAGGAUGCUUCAACUUGGUCGGGAAGAAAAUACCUUCAUGAUUUACUGGACCAUGUGGGUCCCCAGUUACAAGAAUUUACAUUACAGUUCGGGUCCAAGGAGGAAAAUGAAGCCAGUCUUUCUCAUCUCGCAUCACCAUCAUCCUAUACCACCACGCAAAUAACAGACCCUAUCUUACUUCAACUUUUGAAAAAAUGCCACCUUCUUCAAAUCACACUGGUCAAUGUUCCUGAAUACCAACCAAUCAGAUGA